Messenger RNA from Lachancea meyersii CBS 8951, 1335 nucleotides. NCBI's taxonomy places the organism in Eukaryota, Fungi, Ascomycota, Saccharomycetes, Saccharomycetales, Saccharomycetaceae. The record is from the annotation of a GenBank genome assembly.
AUGGAUACUCUACUUCAUAACUUACCCCUCUACUCGCAUGUUCGGCAAACACGGCCUUUAGAGCCUCUUUCGUUCGGUAAAAAGCUGGAUUUAAUUCAACUUGUCGACAAGUUCAGUCCUGAAUUCAGUCCUGGGGCUUUGUCAUUAUUCCAUCCUUUGUAUUUCAACGGCCAUUUGCAGACUGUUGCGGCCGCAGUCAAGACAUUCGAGGAUGUUGAUCAUGUAUACUACAAACGUCUGGUCUUGAACUGUAGCGAUGGAGGAGAGGCUACGGCUGAUUUUAGAGUAGAACCUUGGGAUUUGGAAAAGGACUCCACGACAGAGGUGGAAUAUCACCCUCCAAAUCAAACCAAGAAGCUACAGCCCAGAUACAAAUUUUUUACUCCAGCAGAACUGCAGACUUUGACAAGCAACGACUCAAAACCGAUGCUCAUAGUCUUGCAUGGGCUCACAGGCGGUUCUCACGAGUCUUACGUUCGCAGUUUGGUUAACAAAAUGACGGGCAAAUUUGGAUUUGAGGCUUGUGUUCUAAACUCUCGCGGCUGUAGUGAGUCCUGCAUUACAACACCACAGUUGUAUAACGGAGUGUGGACCGAUGAUAUCCGCGAUUUUAUCAAAAAACUCCGUGGCCUUUUCCCCCACCGUAAGUUUUAUCUGGUCGGUUUUUCGUUAGGUGCCUCCAUCGCAACCAACUAUCUGGGUCAAGAAGGUGAAAACAGUGAGAUCGAAUGCGCGGCGAUUUUGGCAAGCCCGUGGGACCUGUGCAAUGCUUCUUACCACAUGCAUCGUUCAUUUAUUGGGCGUCAGCUCUACGGCAAUCACUUUUCCAAAAGCUUGGUCAAGAUGUUGACUGACAACCUUGAAAUCCUGAAGAAGGAUCCAUAUAUGGCCAAGUUGUACGCCGAAAAGCUUGACAAAGUAACCUCAGUGGAGCAGUUUGACAACUGGUUUACAUCCCGCAUGUUUGGUUUCAAUGGCUCAUACGAAUACUACCGUUAUGGAACCAGCUCUAAUAGAGUUCCUCUAAUACGAACCCCUACACUUGCGAUUAGUGCAUCCGACGAUCCCAUCGUGGGACAAGAGUCGCUCCCAACCCGCGAAAUUGAGGGCAAUCCAUACACUUUGCUCAUAGAGUCUAGUAAGGGUGGCCAUGUUGCUUGGUUUGAUGCAAGCGGAGAACGUUGGUAUGAAGUUCCACUCUGUAAAUUCUUCAGCGCUUUCCACACGGAAAUCGCUGCAAAGGGACUGAAGCCAGACCUAGACUCCGUAACACUACCUCACAAAAACAAGUUCAAGGGUGAUCGACUCGUAGAUGCUACAGUCAGAGAUUAUUGA